AGAUAACGAGCCCGCGCCAUGCAGUCCUUUCGAGAAAGGUGUGGUUUCCAUGGCAACCAGCAGAGCUACCAGCCGACUUCACAAGAUACAUCACGCCUGGAGAAUUACAGGCAUCAAAGUCAGGCAGGGCCGAACUGCGAGCGGCAGAGGCUGGUGGCGAAGGAGUACUACAGUCAGCAGCAGCUGCCGUACGCGGGCUACGAGAACAGCGCCGUGGAGAAAUACCACCGGGGAAACAAGCAAUUAGCGGGGCAGCAGCUGCAGGGCAGGCCGGCCUUUUCCAAUUACACCGUGCAGGAGAACAGCCCUUAUCCGGCCCGGUAUUCCGGGGACGAGAGCCUGCAGGCGUGGGGUGGCCAGCCACAGGCGCUGCCGGGUGGUGUAGCCAAGUAUGAGGACAGCCUGAUGAAGAAGACGGCGGCGUUGGCAGGUGGGCGGCCGUACCACGAGCCGGCGGCCGCCUCGCUGCCCUUCCGGACUCACUUCCAGCAGCAGCAGCAGCCGCAGCAGCAGCAGCAGCAGCAGCAGCCGCCCGCACUCCCCUACCCCAAGCUGCAGCGGCAGAAGCUGCCCAACGACGUCUCCUCGCCCAUGCCCUUCUCGCAGAGCCCUCACUUCGGGCAGCACUCUCAGUCCUUCCCUGCCUCCUCCACCUACUCCUCGGUGCCGGGGGGCAGCCAGCCGGCACACUCCUACAAGAGCUGCACGGCGCCCUCGGGGCAGCCACCGCUGGAGCGGCCCCUGGGCAGCGCCGCCAGCCUGGCUCCCGGCCCCCGCGUGCCCAACCUGCACGGCUACCAGCCCAACCGCAUCGGCUACGAGCAGCCCCCACAGCCGCCACCGCAGCCCCCGCAGCCACCGCCGCCACAGCCCCCUCAGCCACCGCAGCCCCCGCAGCCGCCACAGCCCUUGCAGGGGCGGCAUCACACCUCGGAGUCCCUCCACUACCAAAACCUGGCCAAGUACCAACAUUACAACCAGCCGGGCCAGACCUACUGCCAGAGCGACGCGACGCCCGUCCGGACGCCCGAACAGUACUACCAGACCUUCAGCCCCAGCGCCAGCCACUCGCCAGCUCGCUCCGUCGGCAGGUCCCCAUCCUACAGCUCCACCCCCUCCCCGCUGAUGCCCAACCUGGAGAACUUCCAAUACAGCCAGCAGCCGCUGAGCACCGGCGCUUUCCCAGCCGGCAUUGCCGACCACAGCCAUUUCAUGCCGCUGCUGAACCCUUCUCCCACCGAUGGGACGAGCCCUGACGCUCAAUCUGGGAACUGUAAAAACUUGCAGAAGGAGAAGCUGCCGGAAAACUUGCUGUCAGACCUGAGCCUGCAGAGCCUGACAGCACUCACCUCCCAGGUGGAGAACAUCUCCAACACUGUCCAGCAGCUGCUGCUCUCCAAAGCGGCCGUGCCCCAGAAAAAGGGCAUCAAGACCCCGGCGAGGACCCCUGAGCAGCUCAAGGGGCAGCACUGCAGCCCCGAGAGCAGCACCUACUCGGCAGAGCAGGUGGGGACUCCCCUGUCUGACCCUCUGAGCACGCCCCAGUCAGUCCAUGCCGAGACACAGGACACUGACUAUCUCAGUGGGUCGGAGGAUCAGCUGGAGAGGAGUUUCCUGUACUGCAACCAGAACCGCAGCCCUGCCCGAGUCAACAGCAAUUCCAAGGCGAAGCCCGAGUCGGUGUCCACCUGCUCCGUGACCUCCCCAGACGACAUGUCCACCAAAUCGGACGACUCCUUCCAGAGCAUCCACGCCACCCUGCCCCUGGAGACCUUCACCAAGUAUGUGACCAACGAACGGGACUGUCCCCGGCUGCUCCUCAGCGCCCUGUCCCAGGAGGAGCUGGCUUCCGAGAUCAUCGUCCUGCAAGACGCCAUCAACGAGAAGGCGGACAAAGCCUGGGCCAACUUGCCCAUGCUGAGCAAGGAGGCCAGCAAAUCCCCCUUCCAGCUGGAGAACCACCGGCCCAGCCUGGACUCCAUGGUGAAGGGCACCUGGCCCAGUCAGGGUGACUCCAGCACACUCACUGAGCCCCUCAAGAUGGACAAAGCUUCAGGGGCCAGUGCAGGGAAGGACUUUGGUGAGGAGGUAUAUGAGGGUCCCCAGGUGGAGUUCACGGCCACUGAAACCAAGGAUGUGCUGAAGGACACUGCCCCACUGGCCUUCAACUCCAAGCCCAGCAUCCCAGCAGCGACAUCGAGCGCAGGAGCCACUGACUACAGCUGCUACUCGAACACCACCGCCAACUCGGUGGGGUCUGAGAAUGCCAUGGAGAACUUCGAGUGGCCGGAGGAGAGCCUGGGCGAGGCAUGCCUGCGCUGGAAGGAGCUCCAGGCCACUGACCUCCCCAAGGGCUUGUUCCCCAGCAAACUGGUGAGCUCCUGCAAGGAGAAAAAAAACGCCUGCGGCUUGGAUCUGUGCGACGGAGAGCAGCCAGCCAAGAGCGAGCCGGCCCAGGACUUCGGGGAGCAGGUGAUGGGGGAAGAGGAGGAGACGCUGACCUACGAUGAAGCAACAAAGGCAGACAGCGAGAGGUGGCUGCAGGACACCCGGCACUGCUGCUCAGCCGGGGACUUCAGCGAGAUUCCCAUCAUCUCCUCGCCGGAUCUGAAGGAGUCAGACCUGGAGGCAGAAGAGUACUCCUCGCUCUGUGAGCUGGCCGGCUCGGAGCAGAAGUCGGUGACAUACGAUGCCUCGCCACCCAAACCUCCGGAGAUGCCAGCCGUGCUGUCCUCCAGCGAGGUGCCCGUGUCCGCCGAGGAGACCGUCAGCGCGGUGGAGAAGGAGGGCUCAGCUCCCACCCCGCGCCUCUCCGGCCAGUCUGUCAUCCUGCUGGGCCCUGCCGUGGGCACGGAGACCAAGGUGAAGAGCUGGUUCAAGUCCUCCCUUCCCCACAUCCAGUCCGAGGAGGAGAGCGGCGGAGGGGAAACAUCCCAUCUGGAGGCUGCCGAUGCCGAAUCUGCCUCAUCAGUCACGAUCAAGCAGCAACUCACCCCCCCUGAAAACGUGCUGGGGAAGAUGGAGCCUGUCUCACGGGGCAAGAGCCUCCGCAACAAGAGGGUGCACUGCCGGCUGCCGGAGGGGGACAACCCCGGCAGCGCCGUGCUGACCCCGUUUGAUGAGCUGCCAGCGGCCGGCGGUGUGGCCGGUGCCUGCCUGGGGCCAGAUGGACAGACGGAGGUACCGAGCAAGAGCGCCCAGAGCCAAACGCCGCGGUUUCCAGCCGAGGGCCUCCCGGCGCGCAUGUGCACCCGCUCCUUCACCGCCCUCGCCGAGCCCCGCGCGCCGGCCCCCCUGGAGGGGCUGAAGGCCCCCACGCACCAGGAGAAGCUGGGGAAGAAACCCGGCUGCGGCGUGAAGCAGCGGGUGGCUUUCAAAGCCAGGAAACGCAGCAGUCGGCCGGCCCCCAGGGUGGUCCAAAACACCAGCGAUGCCACCCUCCUGAUGCCCGGCUUGGUGGCGGCGGAGGAGGUGGCAGGGCCGACGCCGCUGGAGGGGGAUGCGGUGGAGGCGGGGGAGAGGGACCAGCGGUCGAUGAUCCUGCGCUCCCGGACGAAGACACAGGAGGUUUUCUACACCAAGCGGCAGCGGGGCAAGCGGGCGGCCGACGUCCGGCUGAAGAACUGCAAGGCACCCAAAAAGCUCAUAUCCAACAACCACCUCCCACCAGCCUUCAAGCUGGCGGCGCCAGGCAGCCCCCACAAGGAGAGCAAGGUGGGUGCCCGGAUGAAGCUGCCCAAAGCAGGGCCAGGCGUGGGGGGAAAGAUGUCAGAGCGGCCCCUGCACUCGCUGAAGAGGAAGUCCACCUUCAUCUCCCCCAUCCCCACCAAGAAGAGGAACCUUGUCCUGCGGAGCAACAGUGGUGGCGUGAAGGAGGAGAAGCCAGAGGGCCCCCCCAGCCUUUUCAAAAAGAUGCCAGUGGCCAAGAAGGUGAAAGCCAAGCUGCCUCCGAAGAGCUCUGGUGAAGCUGUCCUGAAGCCCACCCUGCCAAAGGAGGCCCCUGAUGUCUGCAUCAAGAUCACCUCCCGGGCAGCCUUCCAGGAGGCCACCAAGACCAAAGUGCUGCCUCCCCGCAAGGGCCGCGGCCUCAAGCUGGAGGCCAUCGUCCAGAAGAUCACCUCGCCCAACCUGAAGAAGUUCUCCUGCAAACCGGCAGCCACGGCUGCGGUGGCCGCUGUGACUGCCUACGGCUCCUCCCUGAGCCCGACUGGGGUGGAGCGGGAACGGGUGGUGAAGCACAGUGGGGUGGCUGCAGUGGUGGGUGACAUGAGGCUGCCCAAGCCGGUGGCAGCACAGAAGGUGCCCACCAUGCCGGUGGCUGAGCCACUCUGCCGGAACCCCAACGGCCGAGCACCGAAGGGGAAGCCAGGCGGCGGGAAGAAGCUCUCUCCUGACAGCUGCCAGGGCGAUGCCUGUGGGCCGACAUCAGGGGCCCAGUCCAGCCCCACCAUGGGGGCCAAGAACCUCGGGCUCCUGCCCAAGAAGAGGAACCGCAAGGGCAAAGCAGCAGCGCUGGGCAUGGCCAAGGCACCGUUGGGCCCUGCGCCGCCGCUGCUGCCCCGGGAGCGCGUGGCCAACCCGGGGGGUGGGGAGGAGGCACCACGGGAGAAGAAACCAAAGACUGAGGAGAAGGAGGCGGGGGCCAGCGAUGGCCCCCCUGAGGGACGCUCUGCUGCUGGGCCAGCGCGGGGCCCAAAGCCGCGGGCCAACCACUCCAACUACAAUGGCUACUCCAAGCGCCAGCGGAAGCGUCUGGGCCACGGCAAGGCCAAGGCGGUGCCGGCGCGGUGCAAGAGCCGCGGGAAGCGGCGGCGGCAGUCCCAGCAGGCCCCGCUGGUGCAUCCCGCCGAGCCUGAGAUCCGGCUGAAGUACAUCUCCUGCAAGAGGCUGCGGGCAGACAGCCGGGCCCCCCCCUUCGCUCCCUACGUCCACGUGGAGCGGCGCGGGGAGUUCACCACCACCUGCACCAUCAUCAACUCGCCCGGCGACGAGGCGCGGCUGCAGCGGGGACCGGCGGGGCCGGCGCCGCGCCCGCGGGCAGCCCUGCCCGCCUCCUCCACCAUGCACAUGGGGCCGGUGGUGUCGAAGGCGCUGAGCGCCGCGUGCCUGGUCUGCUGCCUCUGCCGCAACCCCGCCAACUACAAGGACCUGGGGGACCUUUGCGGGCCCUACUACCCCGAGGACUGCCUGCCCAAGAAGAAGUCGCGGCUGAAGGAGAAGGCGCGGGUGGAGGGGCCGGGCGAGGACAGCACCGCACCCGCCGUGGCCGAGCGGGUGCCCCGCGGGAUGGAGGGCGGCUGCGGGAAGGCGGCGCGGCCGGAGGGUGCAGCCGAGGCGGCCAAGCAGAGCGCGCUGCGCUCCAGCCCGCGGGGCAUGUUCCGUAGGCUGCAGAGCUGCUACUGCUGUGACGAGAGGACAGAGGGCGAGGAGGCGGCCGAAAAGCCCCGGCGGCACGAAUGUCACAAGGCCGAGUCCCCGCCGCAGGAGCCGGCGGGCGACACGCAGGAGCACUGGCUGCACGAGGCCUGUGCCGUAUGGACCGCUGGGGUUUUCCUGGUGGCGGGGAAGCUCUACGGGCUGCAGGAGGCUGUCAAGGCGGCUGCCGACCUGAAGUGCUCGAGCUGCCAGCAAGUGGGAGCCACUGUGGGCUGCUGCCAGAAGGGGUGUCCCCACACCUACCACUACGCGUGUGCCGUCGACACAGGUUGCUUAUUAACCGAGGAAAGCUUCUCUCUGAGAUGUCCCAAACAUAAGAGGCAGCCGGUGUAGCGCCCGCGGGCACCCGCCCCGCCGCCAGCGAGGGACCGGCGGAGGAGGCAGCGGCCGGAGCAGAGCGGGGCCGGGCCGUACCGGGGACCCCCCCGCUACCCGUGAGCGCCCCGGGACCCCCCGAGCCCGCUCCGGGCGGGCGGAGCCAGUGCCGGGUUUUCCCCCACGCCGGGCCCCGGUAAAACCCGGCCUGGAUACCCGGAGGACGGAUCGGGAUCCCCCACCCGCGAUGGCUGCACAGGGGGGCGGGGGGUGGUCCUUGUACAAGGGGGGGUCCCGGCGAUGUUGUCUUACUGUGGGGCCGCCGGACCCCCCCGUGGGUCCCCGGCUCUCCAUAUCACACUGAUCUGAUCUGAGAUGUUGCCUUCAGCAAACCUCACGGUGUUUGUAUAUAGUUCAGCGGAAAAAAGGAUUAAAAAAAAAAAGACAAAAAAAAAAAGACCAAAAAAAAAGUAGAAAAAAGAGAAAAACGAGGAAAAAAAAAAAAAAAAAAAGACAAGCAACGGCCUGCUGUUUGAAACACCACUCUGCUUUUUCCGUUUCGUUCUUCCAUCUCCUGUCUGCCCCCACCCACACCCAGGGUGCCAGGGGGGCGAGGGGUGCUUGGCUGGGCCGGUGGGGAACCCACUGGGCUGGCUCAGCCCCGCUCCUGAACCCCAAACCCUGACGCAUUGCACCCACCACCCUCACACUCCAUGGGGCGCUGGCACUGCUGGGCUGGGGACACCUGGUCCUGCUUGUGAGGACCCCCAAAGCCCACCCUCCUGCCUCUGCUGGGCCUCGCCAGCACCCCCUCUGCGGCUCCUCGUGCGUGGGGCUUUGCUCCCUGUGCUUGUGCUGAACGAACCCUGACUUUGGGUACAAACCCCGUGGCUCUGGGUGCAAGCCCCAGGAUCUGGGUGCAAAUCCCAUGGCUCUGGGUUCUGAACCAGAGGAGGAGGAGGAGGCAUUUGCCUCAUCCCUCCUCAUGGCCCUGGCUCAUCCCGCUCUGCCCUGGGUUUGCUCGGCUCCCUCGGCUUUUGCUUCCCUUCCUGGCUGCCUGGGUGGAUCUGGGGGGCUGCCCAGUACUGGGGUGACCCCCUGCUCAUGUCCCCAGGCUGCCCACCCCAGCCUUGUGUCACCUGCACACCGACACAGGCGGCAAAUAACCAACCCAGGGCAAACCAACCCCAAAUCCCAUCUUAAAAACAGCCACCAGCCACCCCCUGACUCCAGAGCAUCCUAUGAAGGGGAGCACAAUGCUGGCCCCAUCUGUGUCCCCCGCAGAGCCAGCGCCCUGGUGUCCCCACCACCUCUCGUGUUCCCUCCAUCCCACCCAUCUCUCACCCCAGGGUUUGCUGGCCACACAAUGUCUGUCGUUUCAGCAGCUGCCUCGGACACGGGAGCGAAAAACACAAAAAAGGAGGCGAGAAAAAUAAAAAAAAAAAGGGAGAAAUAAUAAUAAAAAUAAUUAAUUUAAAGAUAAAAAAAAAAUAAAAAUAUCCCGGUGUCCUUGGCAGUGUUGCCUGAAAUCUGGCUAUUUUUAGUGACAUCUUGUACAUAUGACUGUAAAAUGGUAAACCGUGUGUAUUAUAUAUUGCCUCAUUAUAUAGUGUAUAUAUAUGUAUACAUAUACAUAUAUAUAAUAUAUAUGAAGACUGUAAAUGUUAAGACUAGUGUUCUUAUUAGUAUAUUGCUUCACACUGAAGAUUGUGUGUAACAAGCUGUUUCUAAAAGAUGUUUAUUUUCCUUAAGAGUAAAAAACAGGUCAUUGCAUUCAGAGCGUCAAUAAAGAUACAACGAUUGUUUUGGAAGUA
Messenger RNA from Empidonax traillii (willow flycatcher), 7565 nucleotides. RefSeq names its product retinoic acid induced 1 (gene RAI1). Bases 19 to 5769 code for a protein of 1916 amino acids. The transcript is spliced from 4 exons. The record is from RefSeq and is a predicted model, not a curated record. Gene Ontology annotation, cellular component: nucleus. Gene Ontology annotation, biological process: regulation of transcription by RNA polymerase II; circadian regulation of gene expression. NCBI's taxonomy places the organism in Eukaryota, Metazoa, Chordata, Aves, Passeriformes, Tyrannidae.